AUGACUAUUGAAGAAAAGUUUAAUAAAGCAUUAAAUUUCAUUAAAGAACCUCCCAAAGGUCAUCCUCCAGUAGAAUUAACAAAUUAAUAAAAAUUAACAUUUUAUGCUCUUUUUUAACAAGCAAAAUAAGGACAAUGUAAAGGAUCUUAACCAUCCCGUUUAAAAAUAAUAGAAAGAGCUAAAUAUGAUGCAUGGAAAGCCCUAGGAAAUUUAUCAAAAGAAGAUUCUAUGAAUAAAUACAUUACUGAAUUAACCAAAAUUGCACCUAAUUGGGAUUUACCAUAACCCAAAUUAUGA
This is a messenger RNA of Ichthyophthirius multifiliis, 297 nucleotides long. RefSeq lists its product as hypothetical. Gene Ontology annotation, biological process: fatty acid metabolic process. The transcript has a single exon. Gene Ontology annotation, molecular function: fatty-acyl-CoA binding. Lineage: Eukaryota; Ciliophora; Oligohymenophorea; Hymenostomatida. The record is from RefSeq and is a predicted model, not a curated record.